GACGUAGACGAGUGCAUUCUUGCUUUAGACGACUGUGAUAUGUUCGCGACCUGCAUUAACACCAAGGGAAGUUUUACGUGUGAAUGUAUGCCUGGAUUCGAAGACAAAGGAAUGAUUUGUACGAAAUAUCAAUGUGGUAAUGAGACGAACAAUGUCACACGUUCAAGUGACAAAAACGGCACUGUUUCUCUCCAGCAAGUCUGUUCUUGUAUCGGGCAGUACAUAAAUACUGGACAAACGUGCACAGACAUAGAUGAAUGCGAACGGGGCUCGUUCAUUUGCCCCUCAUUCGCUCCAGUUUGCCAAAACUUAAUUGGCGGUUAUGAAUGCAAAUGUGAUGCCGUAGACAACUCAUCUUGCGAUGCAGUAAACCCUUGUGACUCGGCCAAUAACACUUGCAACGAAAACAUGACCUGUAUAUCGAUUGGCAUAGACCACUAUUGUGUCUGUCCAGAGGGGUACACUGAAAACCAAAACGGAACAGCUUGCAUUGAUGUCAACGAGUGCGAUAACCUUCAGUUUUAUGGAUCUUGUGAUUCCAACGCUGAUUGUGUCAAUGUUGAUGGAAGUUACGACUGCAAGUGCCAUCAUGGUUUCUUUCAGAGUGGAGAUGCUUGUUUCGAAAUUGAUGAAUGUAAAGGAAUGAUUACACAGACUGUAGAAGGACAAUUGGAGGAAUGCAGAGCUGGUGUUUGUGCAUCAACCCAAACAUGUGUCUAUUACAACAGUUCAAUUGUUCAAGGCAAGGCCGUUAACUCCACCUUUAUUUGUGCUUGUGACGAAAGUGACAACAGGAAAAUAGACUGUGUCGAGACUAUUACAGAGGUUGUCCAAACUGAAGACAACAUGACAACUGUCAUAUCUAUUCCUUGGUAUUCGGUAGUAAACGUUAGUUCUCAUACCAUUCCCACGUACCAAAGUACCUUUACGCAUAACUGCACCGACAAAGCAAUGUGCAAGAACCUUGCAGGAUCAUACGAGUGCAUUUGUCUCCAUGGAUAUAAAAGUGAUGACGGCGGAUGGAGUUGCCAUGACAUCGAUGAAUGCCUCGAGAACAACACCUGUCACCCAAACGCCAUUUGUUUAAAUAAAAAAGGGUCCUUUGAUUGUAAAUGCAAACCUGGGUUUGCCCGGGACGGCCCAACCAACUGUUCUGAUAUCGAUGAAUGCUCUUUUGUAAACUGCACCAAAAACUCAUUCUGCAGAAAUAUAGUAGGUGGUUACGUUUGUGAUUGUUUGGAUGGCUUUCAUAAAAACGGAAUUGUGUGUGAAGAUGUGGACGAAUGUUCCAAAAAUACUCUCAAUGAAUGUCACCCGAGGUCGUCUUGCUAUAACUAUAUUGGUGGCUACAACUGCACUUGCUUCACAGGCUACUAUGGCGAUGGUUUCAGAUGUUCUGAUGUAAAUGAGUGCAGAGAGAGCUCCAUUUUUUGCGGGGACCAUGCCUCAUGUUACAACACUCUUGGAUCUUACAAAUGUACGUGUGACCCAGGAUGGACAGGUGAUGGGCAAAACUGCACCAAUAUUGACGAGUGUGCGCUCGGUUUGCACAUGUGCAUUGAGAACUCCUACUGCACAGAUAAUGAAGGUAGUUACACCUGUUCUUGUCACAGAGGAUGG
Porites lobata is the source of this 1620-nucleotide messenger RNA. The record is from the annotation of a GenBank genome assembly. NCBI's taxonomy places the organism in Eukaryota, Metazoa, Cnidaria, Anthozoa, Scleractinia, Poritidae.